AUGUCUCUCGGUCUUCCUGUCGGAGCCGUUAUGAACUGUGCUGAUAACUCAGGUGCCAAGAACCUCUACGUUAUCUCAGUUGUCGGUUUCGGUGCCAGACUUAACAGACUUCCUGCUGCCGCUGCUGGUGAUAUGGUUAUGGCUUCAGUUAAGAAGGGAAAGCCUGAACUCAGAAAGAAGGUCAUGCCCGCCGUUAUCUGCCGACAACGAAAACCAUGGAGAAGAAGGGAUGGUAUCUUCCUUUACUUCGAGGAUAACGCCGGUGUCAUCGUUAACGCUAAAGGUGAAAUGAAGGGAAGUGCCAUCAACGGUCCUGUAGCCAAGGAAUGUGCCGACUUGUGGCCCCGUAUCGCCUCUAACGCCGGUACCGUCGUAUAA
Kwoniella botswanensis is the source of this 378-nucleotide messenger RNA. RefSeq names its product 60S ribosomal protein L23. Gene Ontology annotation, molecular function: structural constituent of ribosome; large ribosomal subunit rRNA binding. NCBI's taxonomy places the organism in Eukaryota, Fungi, Basidiomycota, Tremellomycetes, Tremellales, Cryptococcaceae. Gene Ontology annotation, biological process: translation. The record is from RefSeq and is a predicted model, not a curated record. The transcript has 4 exons. Gene Ontology annotation, cellular component: ribosome; cytosolic large ribosomal subunit. Bases 1 to 378 code for a protein of 125 amino acids.